This is a messenger RNA of Chaetura pelagica (chimney swift), 414 nucleotides long. Its product is annotated as meiotic recombination protein SPO11-like. NCBI's taxonomy places the organism in Eukaryota, Metazoa, Chordata, Aves, Apodiformes, Apodidae. Gene Ontology annotation, cellular component: nuclear chromosome. The annotation marks the transcript as partial. The record is from RefSeq and is a predicted model, not a curated record. The transcript is spliced from 5 exons. Gene Ontology annotation, molecular function: DNA binding; DNA topoisomerase type II (double strand cut, ATP-hydrolyzing) activity; ATP binding. Gene Ontology annotation, biological process: reciprocal meiotic recombination; meiotic DNA double-strand break formation; meiotic DNA double-strand break processing.
UCAGCUCUGAUCCUCAAAAUAUUGUCUAUGAUCUAUAAGAUGGUGCAGAGCAAUACUUAUGCAACUAAAAGGGAUAUAUAUUAUUCAGACACACAACUGUUUGGUAGCCAAACUAUUGUGGACAACAUAAUCAAUGACAUUUCCUGCAUGCUUAAGAUACCUCGGAGAAGUCUACAUAUACUCUCUUCAACUAAAGGUUUUGUUGCUGGUAAUUUAAGUUACACUGAGGAAGAUGGGACGAAAGUGCAUUGCAGCUGCAGUGCAACAGCAGUCACUGUGCCAUCUAAUGUUGAAGGAAUUAGAAAUUUAAUCUCACAUGCCAAAUUUAUGUUAAUUGUAGAAAAAGAUGCAACUUUUCAGAGACUCCUGGAUGAUGACUUCUGCAAUAGGUUGUCCCCAUGUAUAAUGAUUACG